CCCACCUUCUUCCCGCUUUCCUCAUUCCCUCCCUUCUCCUCCGCAUUUUCACAAACACUCUCCGUCCUUUCUUCUCUCUCUCUCAAAUGGCUCGUCUCCUCUGCAUUCUAUAUCUGCUACCGCUUUUCAUGGUAGCUAAUGCAAGAAUCCCUGGUCUUUACACCGGUGGCCCUUGGGAAUCUGCCCAUGCUACUUUCUAUGGUGGAAGUGACGCCUCUGGAACUAUGGGUGGUGCUUGUGGAUAUGGUAAUCUUUACAGCCAAGGUUAUGGAGUGAACACAGCAGCCUUGAGCACAGCACUCUUCAAUAAUGGUCUCAGUUGCGGCGCUUGCUUUGAGAUCAAAUGUGCAAAUGAUCCCAAAUGGUGCAAUCCUGGUAGCCCAUCCAUUUUCAUAACUGCAACCAACUUCUGUCCUCCGAACUUUGCACUGCCCAGCGACAAUGGCGGAUGGUGCAACCCACCUCGUCCACAUUUUGAUCUUGCCAUGCCCAUGUUUCUCAAGAUCGCCGAGUACCGCGCUGGAAUAGUCCCCGUCACUUUCCGCCGGAUACCAUGCAGGAAGCAAGGCGGGAUCAGAUUCACGAUCAACGGCUUCCGUUACUUCAAUCUGGUACUGGUCACAAACGUCGCAGGUGCAGGAGAUAUAGUGAAGGUGAGCAUCAAGGGAUCAAAGACAGGGUGGUUGAGCAUGAGCAGAAACUGGGGGCAAAAUUGGCAGUCCAAUGCAGUACUUGUGGGGCAGUCUCUUUCAUUUAGGGUCACGGGCAGUGAUAGGCGCACGUCUACUUCCUGGAACAUCGCACCAGCUAAUUGGCAGUUCGGUCAGACCUUCACGGGAAAGAAUUUCCGAGUCUGAUUUACCUCCCCAUAAUUUUAAUUUCAAAACAAUUUUUUUCUUUAAGUUUAUUAUUUUAUAUCGAACUAUAUUAUUAGAUCCAAGUGUUUCCCGCCUUCAAUUUUCCUAAAUUUUCUCGGGAAAAUUUGAAGUUGCGCGUCGGGCUUGAUGUGGGGAUUUUGGUAGGGGAUAGGGGAAAUUGUUGUCUGUGGUAACCUUUUUCUUUUUACUAUGGACACUGUUUUGUUUGGGAGGGGGAAGGGGUUUUACUUUUUACUGUUUACUGUUUAGUGUGUUAGUUGGUGAAAAGUUAAAGAAGCUGAAGCGGCUGCAACAAGGAAAAACAUGUAGCCCGCAGCCUCUGAGCAAUACAAGUCUCUGUAUUGUCCUGUUCUUAUUAAUGCUAUUACCUUAUUUGGUCUUAAGCCA
Manihot esculenta (cassava) is the source of this 1265-nucleotide messenger RNA. Its product is annotated as expansin-A4. The transcript is spliced from 3 exons. The coding region runs from base 87 to 857 and encodes 256 amino acids. Gene Ontology annotation, cellular component: extracellular region. The record is from RefSeq and is a predicted model, not a curated record. NCBI's taxonomy places the organism in Eukaryota, Viridiplantae, Streptophyta, Magnoliopsida, Malpighiales, Euphorbiaceae. Gene Ontology annotation, biological process: plant-type cell wall organization.